This is a messenger RNA of Coffea arabica (coffee), 2013 nucleotides long. RefSeq lists its product as uncharacterized. The record is from RefSeq and is a predicted model, not a curated record. NCBI's taxonomy places the organism in Eukaryota, Viridiplantae, Streptophyta, Magnoliopsida, Gentianales, Rubiaceae. Gene Ontology annotation, molecular function: protein binding.
CUGAUCCUAUAAAAGUUAAUUCUUUUUCAUACCAGUAUUUUUUUUUCCAGUGCAAAUCCUGUGCCCAAAACUAUGCUUUAAAGUCUGAAAUUGUUAUAGUCACCGUCUACCUGGAAAGAUCGAUCUUUAGCGCCCCUUCCUGGUUAAUCAAAAAAGGCCAAAUUUCCUAACCAUGGACCAGCGUCUACCAGCAGGAUACGGUACGUCAAAUACGCUGAAGCUAUGAGACACGUAUCUCUGCCACGCCACGCUAUUCUUCAUAUUUAAGCACACAAGGAAAUACGCUACGAACAUCCUUUUCUUUUUUUCUUUUUUUAUUUCCCUUAAAAAAGCAGCAUAGAUUCUCCGGAUAAUAUCUUGUCGGUGCCAAUUAUGGAUAUUGAUCCUCGGCAAUACGAGAAUGUCGCCAUUAAUGACAGUGAUAUCCACAACAUUGUCCUGUCAUAUCUUGUCCACAAUUGCUUCAAAGACACUGUGGAAUCUUUUACUUCCUCAACUACAAUGAGGCAGUCAGUUGAUCAUCUCGAGGACAUGGAGAAAAGAAAAAAAAUAUUUCAUUCUGCAUUAGAGGGGAAUGCUUUGGAGGCCAUUGAGUUGACUGGACAGAUUGCACCUGACUUAUUGGAGAAAAAUAAGGACUUACAUUUUGAUCUUUUAAGCCUUCGUUUUGUUGAACUUGUGUGCUCAAGGAAAUGCACAGAAGCGCUUGGAUUUGCUCAAUCAGAGUUGACUCCUUUUGGGAAGGUGCAGAAACACCUGAAAAAACUUGAGGAUUUUAUUGCUCUACUGGCAUAUGAAGAGCCAGAGAAAUCCCCAAUGUUUCAUCUUCUAAGCUCGGAGUACCGGCAGCAUGUUGCAGAUAGUCUAAAUCGAGCCAUUCUUGCACACGCCAACCUGCCGAGCUAUUCUGCAUUAGAAAGGCUAGUACAGCAGAUGACAGUUGUUAGACAAUGCUUGGGUGAAGAGUGUGGAAAGUUUGAUGAUGCAAAACGAAUUUAGAAAGAGCAAAAAGAAGAGAAAGGAAGCAAGGGCAUUAUAUUAGAAGGAUUUGCAUGGUUCACUUGUCUCAUCAUCUUAAAUUGUAAUAUUCAUAAAUGUGGAUUGCCCAAGUCUCAUUGAGAGGAAACUGCAUAAUGGUAGAGUGGCAAUUGAGGCUAGUAGAAACGUCAUUUGAUGUAGGAUUUAGGUGAAGGUUGAAUAUUUUGGUUGCUCAGUGUGUAAGGAACAUACAAUAAUGGAGUACCCUCUAUUCCUUGCUUUGUAGUUUUUGCACGUUUAGUUAUUCAUCCUGGGCUCAAAUUCUGUAUGACUAAUUUUUCUCUGAAUUCCUAGGAAGGGCAUCCGCCAUUUUCUCUCAAGGACUUCGUAAAAAGCUAGUUGAACAGUUUGCCUUGCAGUGGAAGAUGCAGUAUGAGUCAGGAUAAAGUUGCCAUGCAUAUGGUUCUUGUUGAUCUCGAGUUAAUGGACAUCUUGCAGAUUUGCAGUAUAUGGCAAUUGCAUGGCUUCUGUAGUUUUGUUGUUCGAAUGCGAGGGUUCUUCAGUAAAAAGAAGUUUACAAUGCAGUAACCUUCUCCUUCCAGCCUCUGAAACCAAUUUUCUUUUCCUCCUGAAACAUGGCUACCUUCAUCUGGAUUGAUGAAGGCAAGGCCCCAGGGAUCGGUGGCUUUUACUUGUUCCUGACUAUAUAGCGGUGUAGAGCUGUGGGAUGUGGUUUUGCCUAAGGAUUGCUGGUAUAACAGAUUCAAUCAGAUUUUAGUUGUCUUAUCUCCUCUUUGCUUGAACGAUUUAGGUGCUGUCCCAGGUUACCAACGAGAAGUUCUGUGAAAAAUGGGCGGAGGCAUUGCUAUUUUCAAUCGAGCAAAUUCAGCUAUAGAGGAAUAUUUGUUUUUGUUAAAUCGUUUUGUUGUAUAUUCUGUUCAAUAGGUGAGUAGUGUUUAUCUCUGGUGAUGAUUUUUUCUGCAUUUUCACACUCUUUUGAACUCGAUGAAUCUCUGCAAAAGGAACGUCUUUACC